AUGUCGUCGUGGGUUGUCUCCACCACCGAGCUAAGGGAUUGCGGCACCACUGGUGCAUCCACCUCAUAUCCGCGUCGUCGCCACCAGCGUUUGAUCCUUUUGGUGUGGCACAACCUGGCGGAGAAGUGUCAAAAGUUCGGGAACCUUCUCAGACGCGAGACGAACAAACCGUUGCCCAAAGAGCUGCGACGAUCGUUGCGUCUCAAUAAAUCGGCGCGUCGGAAAGGCUAUAACAGCUGCGAAAGCGAGGCAGAUAAAAGAUUAAUGAAAGAGCGUCUUAAUGACCCCGCCUACAUAUCCGUUCGCAUGGGACCUGCCUACGACUAUAGACCCUCCAACUAUUGAUUGAUCAAGGAAUAUAUGUGCAUUUAUAUAUAAUGCUAUAAGGAAACGUCGAACUUCGAAUUUAAAAUUCAAAGCAUUUAUCUGUAAUGUUAAA
Messenger RNA from Drosophila serrata, 439 nucleotides. RefSeq lists its product as uncharacterized. NCBI's taxonomy places the organism in Eukaryota, Metazoa, Arthropoda, Insecta, Diptera, Drosophilidae. The record is from RefSeq and is a predicted model, not a curated record.